Molecule: messenger RNA, 1677 nt
Organism: Colletes gigas
Lineage: Eukaryota; Metazoa; Arthropoda; Insecta; Hymenoptera; Colletidae
Product: putative serine protease K12H4.7
Exons: 9
Coding region: 132-1631 (499 amino acids)
Biological process (GO): proteolysis
Molecular function (GO): serine-type exopeptidase activity; dipeptidyl-peptidase activity
Source: RefSeq, a predicted model, not a curated record
UUAAUUUAAAACGUUUUGAUAUUUUCCUUAGUUAAUAUACAUGUUUAAUCGAAACAAUUUGAUUACCGAGGAAGUGUUUAAAAAGUAUAUGAACCAGUGCGAAUAUUGAAGUAACUGCCAAUAAAUUUAAAAUGCAUACGAAAAUGUGGAGAUAUUCUUUGUUAUUGCUUUUUAUUAAUCUCAUAGACAUUAGUAUAGCAUGGAGAACUUUCAUGAGAGGUAGGAGCAAAGAUGGCAAUUUAGGUGCUCCGAUUUUGUCAGAAAAUAUUGAACUUCCAGAAGAGCAAUGGUUUACACAGUUUCUAGAUCAUUUUAAUCCAACUGAUGCACGUGAAUGGCGACAGAGAUAUUUUGUAAAUGGAAAUUAUUAUAAAAAAGGAGGUCCUGCAUUUUUACUGAUAGGAGGUGAGGGUGCAGCGACUGCUAAAUGGAUGGUAGAAGGUCAAUGGAUUGAAUAUGCCAAAGAAUUUGGAGCAAUUUGCUUUCAAGUUGAACAUCGUUUUUAUGGGGAUAGUCAUCCUACUCAAGAUCUGAGUGUGAAGAAUUUAGUGUAUCUCACGUCGGAACAAGCACUUGCCGACUUAGCCUAUUUUACGAAAUCAAUGAAUAAUGAUUAUAAAUUGCCAAAUAGUACUAAAUGGAUUGCAUUUGGAGGAUCGUAUGCUGGGUCAUUGGCUGCAUGGUUGCGUACUAAAUAUCCCCAUUUAAUACAUGGAGCUGUUUCUGCAAGUGGUCCUUUAUUAGCUAAAAUUGAUUUUCAAGAAUAUUACAUGGUAGUUGAGUCUGCUCUGAAAAAUCAUUCUCUAGCAUGUGUGAAUGCAAUAAUAGAAGGAAAUAGGCAGUUCCAUAUAAUGUUGCGUCAUCCAGUUGGUCAAUCUGGGAUAGUUAAAAAAUUUCACUUGUGCGAUCCUAUUGAUUCUGGACACACUAAGCGUAAUGAUAUCUCAAAUUUAUACGAAACUCUAGCAAGUAAUUUUGCUGGUAUUGUGCAAUACAAUAAGGACAAUCGUAACAAUUCUGCAAUGGCUAACUUGACUAUUGAAAGUACAUGUGAUAUUUUAACGGAUGAAAAAUUUGGUAUUGAGAUUGAUAGACUUGCCUUUAUAAGUAAUAAAAUACUGAAUGCAACAGAAGAUAAGUGCUUGGACUAUGUGUACAGUAAAAUGGUACACAAACUUCGAUCUGUUGCAUGGACAAGCAAAGAGAUAAAAGAAGGAGGCCGUCAAUGGAUGUAUCAAACGUGCACAGAAUUUGGAUUCUUCCAAAGUUCCACCGCGCGACCAAAUUUAUUUAGUGAAACUUUUCCAGUGGAUUUCUUUGUGCAACAAUGUACCGAUGUGUUUGGGCCCAGGUAUAAUAUUCAUUUGUUAAAUUCUGGAGUCGCGCGAACAAAUAUUUUAUACGGCGCGUUAAAUUUAACAGUUACAAAUGUAGUAUUUGUACAUGGAUCGGUUGAUCCCUGGCAUAUUCUGGGAAUUACAAAAUCAUUGAAUCCACAAGCACCUGCCAUUUAUAUUAAUGGUACUGCUCAUUGCGCAAAUAUGUAUCCUCCAUCCAAGGAUGACUCACCUGAAUUGAAGAGUGCUAGAAUUCAAAUUGGACAUUUAAUCGAUCAAUGGUUGCAAGAUUAAAUGUGAUAUUUUUAAUUUUUCGUGUGAUAUUGUAUAAGAUUGUUAA